This is a messenger RNA of Besnoitia besnoiti, 4299 nucleotides long. RefSeq lists its product as uncharacterized. The transcript is spliced from 5 exons. The record is from RefSeq and is a predicted model, not a curated record. NCBI's taxonomy places the organism in Eukaryota, Apicomplexa, Conoidasida, Eucoccidiorida, Sarcocystidae. Bases 1 to 4299 code for a protein of 1432 amino acids.
AUGGAUGCAGCCGCGCAACCCGCGGCAGCGUCAAGGAACGGGGUAGUGUGCAGUGGCGCGUUUAUUCCUAGCCUGCCGCUUUUCAAACUCAGGCACUCCUGGGCACAGAAGGGCGGCGUGGUGGCGCUGAUGCAGGAUGCGGAAGACAAACAGGGAGAAGGUGAAGCUGCUGCAUGCCCCGAAGGUGACCCCGCGGUGUCUGCUGAAAAGCAAACCAGCGACACCAUAGAGGCGUGCAAACUGAGGGAGGAAGCGCAAGUCGCGGACACAACGGGCGGCGAGAAAGGAGAUGGACGGAGGGCAGGAAAGCGGAGCAGAAAGGAGCGCGCUGCAGAGAGAAGAAGGGCGGACCGAGCUGCAGAGUCUCAGCGUCCGGAAGCUCGGAGGCAGAGUCAUGCUGCGGACGCAACGAGUCUCCGUCUUUCCUCCCUUGAACGUGUAGAGGAUGAGCAAGAGGAAUGGAGGCCUUUGCGGCGGCCUCUGGCGAAUGCAUCCAUCUGUGCAGCAGUGCCGCCAUCCUCGAGAAGACAAAUUUACAUCUGCGAUGACAGCUUGUCGUCGGCUCGGUUCCGGGAUAUCUCCUCAGACAGCAAACUCGAGAUGGUGUCGCCGUAUCGGUUUCUUCCUCUGGCGCAUCGGCGGUCGGUGCCCGCGCAGUCCUACCUCACUUCUUCGCACUGUGUGCAGCUCGGGGCGCUUCGUCCGCUCCAAAGAUCGUGUUCUGUUGCCAGAGAGACGCGCAGCAUCUGGGCGCGGCCGGGAGCGCGCAGAGACUCAUGCAGAGAUGCAGCAGCGGCGUACGCCGUUCUGGGACUCCGACACGCUCCCCUCUCGAGUUCCCAGGGGUCAAGGUCGGCGGCGGGGAGCACGGGAGAGCAGAGCGAAGAACGGCAAACGCGCGCAGAGAGAGGAAGAGGGAUUCUGAAGACGGCGCGCUCGCAGAAGCUCGCCGGCGGCGUCUCCGGCGUCGCAGGCGAAUCCAACGCCUCCAACCCGCUAGUGCGCUUCUCGCCCCGAGCUUUGCCGAGCACGUUGUCGGCAAGAGAACAGCUCUUUCCAGCCUUCACGCGAGCCCGCGGCGAAUCGGCACCGCCGGCGUCUCGUCAGUCGGCCUCGGAUUGGUUUUACGCGCUACCGCAGUUGUCGUCGGCCUCGCUGUUCCAGCCUGACCAGUGCGCAGCGGACAGCAAUGCACGCACAGCUCUCGCGAGAGAAAGGAAACUGAAGACGCGCCGCGGUCGCUCGUUGGGAAGAGGCCGCGUGUCUGUACUGUCGCCUUCUCACGUUAGGAUGGCUGAAGAACAGCGCAGGGCGCGAGACCGACAGCUCGCUGCGGCGCUUUCCCGGUGGAUUGGUCCGGCUGCUGGCAGGCGCGAAGGGCUGGAGGACGACAAAGAAAGGUACUACCUUCUGUCGGCGUUCUUUCCGCGGCCUCUCGAAGACUUCACUCUCUCGGCGAGCAGCCGGCGCCGGGCGCACUUCGUCUCGCACGUCUUUGCGCAGGGCAGGAAGGCUGCAGAAGACACUCAGCCUCGUUGGGCGCAGGCGAUCGCGCCCGGGAUGGAGCAGAAGCCGCGCUCGCGGCACAGCUGGACGGGUUCGAGGGCGCGCGACGAGGGCAGUGGGGUUGAAGGGGUCGAGCAGGCGGAUGGCGUGACGCCUGGAAGUCCAGGCGCCAGCCCCAGCCCCGACACGGUCGUCUCCUCUGUCGGGGAACAGCGCAGGAGCCUCAACGAGCAGGAGUGUUGUUCGGCGAGAAGAGAGAGAGAGGCCCUCGCGUGCCUCUCGGCGCGCACUGCGUCGCGUCCGUCUCCCUCUUAUUUCUGCUCCCGCCAGUCUGGACGCAGACUGGAGCCUUCUUCGCGCGGGUGCUGCGUCGCGUCGCCCUGCGUGGCGGAGGUGUCGAGCAGGAGCAGGAGAGCCUCGUUCGCGGCGGGCGAGGGGCGCACAGACGAAGAGGCCAGCAGGCGCACUCAGGAGGCGCUCGUUGUGCUGCGGGAGACGGAAGGCGACAUGCAAUCAGCCGCUUCAGCUCAGCGCAGCCGGCGCAAUUCAUCGCAAACGUCGCCCGGGCUCUGCGGCGGUGUCUUGCUUCAAACCGUGUGCGACGAAGGCUCGAGGGUCUUUGGAGACCCGGUCCAUGUGACCGAGGGCGAGCUGCUGAAGCUUUACACGCAGCGAAGAGAUCUGUGCCGCCAGGUAAAGAAUUCGGGGGCGGAAAGUCGGGUAUCGCGAGGUCAGCGCGACGGCAAGCAGUGCAGUGAGCUCGUGAAGCGACCGGGGAGCAUAGAACGUACAAUGGAGCUGAUUGUCCCCAUCCUAGCCGAGUUGAGAGAACAAGUGGCGGCGCAGCGGGAGCAGAUUGGGGUGCUGUCGCAGAUUCGGGAUUCACUCGAAGCGCAGACAAGGGCUCAGCUCGCCGUGAAAGACCAGGAACUGCAGAACAAAGCGUCUGAGGCGGCGGAGCUUGCCGCUACUCUGGCGAAAAUGAGGCAAGAACUUGUGACUCUACAGACGAUUCUUCCCGAGCGUGAGCAGCGCAUUGAGCGCCUGGAGGCCGCGCUCAACGCACAGCAGGCAGAGGAGAGCGAGGUGAAGCGUGCCUUCCAGGCAGAGAAGAAGGAUUUGCAGCUGCACUUGCAGACUAACGAAGCUAAGCUGAAGCAAGAACGAGAGAGAGUGCUGGAACAAGAGGCGUGUAUCGCGUCGUUGGCGGAGGAGGCGCAGGGCCAGCUGGAGAGACUGACGACGCUGCAGAGGGAGCUGGUUGAGGCGCAGGCUGCAACAGCUAAGGCGAAGAAGCCCUGCGAAGCUCGCAGGACGCCUUCAGCGCUAGCCCCUUCUCCCUCCGCGGCUGCAGCAGCGCUCUCCACGGCGAGUGGUCAGCCGCCGUCGUGGCAGCUCUCGCCCAAGAACCUGGGCGCCACAGUCCCUCCGGUGAGGCGGAAAGACGAACGGCAGCCGUCGGGGUCGGUCGUCGGCGGCCGGCGCACGCUGGCGCUAACGGUCCCCUCCGUGGAGGCGCGGAGAGAGACUGCGUCAGUCGUCAGCAGCCGCGGAGAGGACGCACACGAGACGCAGUCCGCUGUUGUCGGAGUUGAGGGCGGCGGAAAGAAGAAAUCCAAAGCUAGGAGCGAGGUGGAUACCAGUAAGAAAGACGCGCCGGGCGGGCACAGGAGGCUGCUCGCGCGGCGGGGGCCGCAGAGAGAGCAGGAGCAGGAAGAAGAGACGCCGUCUGAAGUUCUGCGACGGCGCCUGAGGCGGAACUUGUUGGAUCGGAUUGAGCGGCAGUCUCAAGAUCUCGAAGACCUGUUCCACGACCCUGUCCUCGAUCGGAGCGUCAGUCUCUCCAAUGUCGACCCGCGCCUCUCCCGGCCGCGGCUGCGGUCACCGCUGUUUCACGCAGAGGCCGAGCGGGUGAAAGUGAAGACCGAAUGGCUCGUUGGACCGGACGACAAGGCGAUGAACGAGGGCGGCAGAUUCAUUUCUUCCGCCUACUUGAGCUCCUACAAGGACGCCAAGGAACGCCUGCCGCGCCUGGUCCCCGACCUACCGACGGAGAUCCUCGGGGAGACUCGCCUUCGGGUCAACACGCUCGACUCUGUGUGUGGCGCAGAGAGCCGCGCCGAAGCCAAGGAGAGGAAGGGCGAAGAGUGGACGAUGCGCCGGCGUCUGCUGCUCUCGCCGCGCGCCGCCGAGAAGACUGCGAUUGAGGACGACCGCGUCCGCUCCGUGCCCGCGACGCUCUUCGGCGAGGAGAGACGAAGCACAAAGGACGCGCAGGAGCACGGAGGGAAAGAGGCGGACGAGAAGCGGAAAACCGGAGGACUUGGAGAAACGCGCGAGUUGACGAGGGAAGAAAUCAUUCAGAGGGCCUUCGGGAAGGCCGCGCUGCCUUCGUCGCGCACCCUGCUCACGAGGCCUGCGCCGGAGAGCGAACCUGCCGGUCGCAAUGAGGCUAUGGUGAGAGCGGGGGAGCGAGACAGACGACUUGAAACAGAUGAGGACUACGAUGUGCGUGACGGCCUCACGGAGCUGCAGAGAAUGCGGAAAGCCAAGGCUGAAACGCUGCUACUUCGCUUGAAGCUCGGCGUCGCGGCGACGCAGGCCGACCUGGCGACGCUCAUGUCGACGGUCAAGCGGCAGGCGGCAGAGCUCGCGCAGAGUCAUCACAGCUACCUUGCGCUGAAAGGCAAAGACGCGAAGCUCCACGGAAAGAAAAAAGAGCCCGGCAAGCUCAGUGCAUCGCCGGAAAGCGAAGCGAUGCAGGCGGUUCACCACCUAGCAGCCGUCGGUUGA